Messenger RNA from Arvicola amphibius (Eurasian water vole), 601 nucleotides. It is a transcript of the gene Map6d1, whose product is annotated as MAP6 domain containing 1. Gene Ontology annotation, biological process: cytoskeleton-dependent intracellular transport; microtubule cytoskeleton organization; regulation of microtubule cytoskeleton organization. The transcript is spliced from 3 exons. Gene Ontology annotation, molecular function: calmodulin binding; microtubule binding. The record is from RefSeq and is a predicted model, not a curated record. The coding region runs from base 1 to 567 and encodes 188 amino acids. Gene Ontology annotation, cellular component: cis-Golgi network; microtubule; Golgi-associated vesicle. NCBI's taxonomy places the organism in Eukaryota, Metazoa, Chordata, Mammalia, Rodentia, Cricetidae.
AUGGCGUGGCCCUGCAUCAGUCGGCUGUGCUGCUUGGCCCGGCGCUGGAACCAGCUGGACCGCUCGGACGUAGCGGUGCCGCUGACUCUGCACGGCUACUCGGACCCCGGGAGCGAGGGGCCGGCCGCGGACUGCACCGCCUCGCGUGGGAGCCCGUCUGUCGCAGGCGCGCGGGAGCCCAGUCGCGCCGUGCCGCUCACCCAGUACCAGCGCGACUUCGGCGUGCGGACCGCGCGCGCGGGGACCCGGGAUGAGCGCGUGCCCGGGUCGGGCGGCCGCAGGGGCCAGUCUUCGGCGACCCCCGCCCGGGCGGUCUACGUACUACCCGUCGGGGACGCGGACGCAGCUGCUGUAGCGACCACGUCUUAUAGGCAGGAAUUCCAAGCUUGGACUGGAGUGAAGCCCUCAAGAUCCACAAAGGCCAGAUCGUCCAGAGUCAUCACAACACACAGCUCUGGAUGGGACCCCAACCCUGGGGCCAAGUUCCAGGUUCCAGAAGUGAGAAAAUUCACACCCAACCCCUCAGCCAUCUUUCAGACAUCGGCUCCCCGGACUCUCAAUGUGUGACCAGUGGAAACCAUGGCUGCUGGGAAAGCUGCGG